Molecule: messenger RNA, 1719 nt
Organism: Branchiostoma belcheri (Belcher's lancelet)
Lineage: Eukaryota; Metazoa; Chordata; Leptocardii; Amphioxiformes; Branchiostomatidae
Product: protein PIH1D3-like
Exons: 6
Coding region: 76-651 (191 amino acids)
Biological process (GO): axonemal dynein complex assembly
Cellular component (GO): cytoplasm
Molecular function (GO): dynein intermediate chain binding; protein-folding chaperone binding
Source: RefSeq, a predicted model, not a curated record
CAGGAUUUGGUCAGUGCCCCCCUCCCCACCUGUGAACUUCUUGGUAAUAGUUGAGGCCCGUUACAACCCGUAACCAUGGACCUGAUGGGCAGAGACAGUAUCCUGCAGCUCAGGGACAUGCUGCAGGCGGCACAGCCACAGGACGACAGCAGUGAUGAAGAGCCAGCUUCUAGCCACCCAAUGGCUAAGAUGGGACCUGCAGACGUGGGACCAAAGAAAAAAGCUGAAAAAGCUCCACCCCCCACGGCACCCAAACCUGCCACCAAGGAUAUCUGGGAGGAGGAGGAGGUCACGACAGGUGCAGAGUACGAGGAUGUUCUGGACCCCAGGCCACAGCCAGAGUACGAUGUGGUUUUCAAACAGGCGGUGACGUCAGAAGACAUUUUCUUACAGAUGGGGAAUAAGAACUUAUCUUCAGCCAGUUGUGAAGACAUGGUGGUCAAAAUCAAACUUCCUGGUCACAAGUCCUCAGAGGUGGAGCUGGAUGUUACAGACAAGUUUCUGGACUGCAGAACACCAAAGUAUAAACUGGGUCUCCACCUGCCUCACCCUGUGGACAGUAAGAAUGGACGAGCUCAGUGGGUUCAGGACCAGGAGACGUUAGUUGUCACCUUACGCAUGGUGCGAGACUUGGACUUUGUCAACUUCUGAAUCUUCUCCAUCUUAAGAGCAUGUUGUUGUCUUUUGAUCAGUAAUCUUGUAUACAUACAUGUACAUUCAAUUCAGUCAAUGAAAGCAAUCUGGGUAUUAAAGGCGGGACCAAUGUUCAUCAAUCGUAUUUUAGGAAUCUAUGACAGAAGAGUGCUUUACAUGUGAUAUUGCAUAUUUUGUUACAACAGUUUUAUUACUAGAUGUAUAAUUUGUGAUCUAUGCAAUGAUAAAGUUACGAUAACUUCUCAACUAGGAUGUCUCUAUUUCAGUAAGUGCCUUGUCAGUGUUAGUGUGAAAGUAACAUUCUAAAUGUCUCCUUUUUCCAGGGCUAUUCUAUUCAAAACAAGUGGAGGGAAACUUUUGUAACUUUUAUGGAUAGAAAUGGACUGUUCCAGUGACAUAGUCAGAAAAAGUGUAAAUGUUGAAUUUGAAAAGUCCUAACUUGUGAUUAAAGUUUGAUGUUCUUGAGCCGAGAGUAGAAUACUGUAUUUGGGUUUUUUAAAAAAUGUUGAACUUUGUUUCAGUAUGUAUAAUACAGUUGUAGUAGUCGUUAAAGGUAUGGCUAUUAAGGUAUACUUUACAUUUCCAUCCCACUUAGGUGUAAAUUAAGAUUUAUGUGUCUCUCACCAGUCAGAUUAAACACUUGUUCUGGUUCAUGUUGGAAUUUGUGACUGAGUUUAUUUGUUAUCCAGUCCAAAUGUAGACAUAUUAUCUGACACAAAUAUUUGACAUGUCAGGUUUUGUCAUUUCUGUACAUAUCCGCUCACUGACACCUUGUGUGACUUGGCUUAUAGAAACUGGUGAUUAAAUUAUGAAGAAACUAAUUUGGUUACAGGGUAAUGUCUACAGGUCUCCGGCAUGUGUGGCCAUAACUCAGGAAUAUGUCUGAGAAUAUUGACUAACCAGUCAUUGUUGUUUAUUACCUUGACUGGAGUACAAUACAAUCAGAUAUUGUUAUCUCUGAGUGUCCUGAAGUUGAGAGAAAAUUGCUAAAUUGUAGCAACUGCUCUGUGAAUCAGGUAUUUAGUUUAAUCAAGUUCGAAUCGAUAUUCAAUUAAAUCUUUUGUA